AUGGCCUCCACGAAACAGGACCGAGACCCCAACGGUAUCAACGUACAUAUACAGGCUGACUUUAAGGACGUGUUUGCGGAGAGUGAUGGUACCCAGAGCGUGGAUUGUGUUUGGGACACGUCACAACAGUGUUUCUCGUGUAGUAAGAACUGCUGUUACAACUUCCUGGCUGUCCUCUGUGGACUCUGUCUGGCCUUUUUCUGGGGAUUCCAGUUCGCCUGCGUGGCGUUUGAGCACGUGUGGUGUUUAACUCCUGCCAUUAAGAUCUUUGUCAUCAACUGUAGCGCCAUGCAGAAGUGUGUUGGAAAUCUCGUCGGUUGUGUUCUUGCGCCACUUUGCGAGACGUGUGGUCUGAUGUUUUCCAACAUCACAAUCCAACACACUGGAAAUAAAGGAUGA
Molecule: messenger RNA, 399 nt
Organism: Pecten maximus
Lineage: Eukaryota; Metazoa; Mollusca; Bivalvia; Pectinida; Pectinidae
Product: caveolin-3-like
Exons: 2
Coding region: 1-399 (132 amino acids)
Biological process (GO): caveola assembly
Cellular component (GO): caveola
Molecular function (GO): molecular adaptor activity
Source: RefSeq, a predicted model, not a curated record